Molecule: messenger RNA, 3389 nt
Organism: Glossina fuscipes
Lineage: Eukaryota; Metazoa; Arthropoda; Insecta; Diptera; Glossinidae
Gene: svp
Product: steroid receptor seven-up, isoforms B/C
Exons: 5
Coding region: 967-3321 (784 amino acids)
Biological process (GO): anatomical structure development; cell differentiation; regulation of transcription by RNA polymerase II
Molecular function (GO): RNA polymerase II cis-regulatory region sequence-specific DNA binding; nuclear receptor activity; zinc ion binding
Source: RefSeq, a predicted model, not a curated record
GAGUCAAUGAAUAUGAGUAUUUUUCAUUUUCAUCAUCGUGAGCACAAAUGAUGCUACACACAGGCGAGUUAGAAAAGAACAGCUGCUCUAUGCGGUUGGUGAGAGAGAGAGAAAUAGAGAGUAGAGUAGAGAACAUUGUGCUGUACUGUUGUCAUAUAACGGGGUGGUUAAUCGUAUAUUAGAGUAUUAUAGCUUAUAUUGAGCUACAUACAAACAAACACUAACACAACUACACCAUUAGUUAGAUUGGUAGCGUUGUCAGUUGUGUAGUUGUAUAUUGUACAGAGUGCAAUGUUUGUUGGCUGGCUGGCUGGCUGGCUGGCUGGCUGGAUGGCUUUCAAGGUAUCAAUGUAUCUGUAGGAUUUGAGUGGUGGAAUGAGAGAGAUUUGUGUGUUAUGUCGUUAGGUCGAAUUGGUCGAGUCGGGUCGGGUCGUGUACCUUUUGCCACGAAUGUUUUGCCAGUCAGGCUCUAAGAGGCCUUACGAAAACAGCUGAGAUUUUCGCUGCUCGCAUGACGACGCGCAUUUCUUUAAAACUUUAAAACAUUACUUAUAUGUAUAUUUAAUUUUUUAUAAUUAGUUGCAAACGCUGAAAAUAGAGAAACAAAAAAUAAUAAUAAUAAUAAAUAAUUUUAAAAAAAUUACAUAUAAUUUUUUUCAAUUCUCGAAGAUCAAAAGGUUCAAUUCAAUGAAUACGUAAAUUCUAUCUAAAAUCGACACUACAAAGAGCUCAAGAGUUUAAACGAAAAUAAAGAAAAGAAUGAUCAAAUGGAAUUUUAAAAUAUUGAAAAAAAAAGGAGAAAAAGAAAAGAAAAAUAUAAUAAAUUUUCUCUGAAUAAUUUUUCGGGUUUCGUAUCAAAUUUGAAAGGAAAAAACAAGACCGUUGUCCCUUAGAGGCUGCGGCAUCUAAUACGAAAAAGUGCAUCAUUCUACUUAUAAUUGUGCCGAAACAACGACGGCCGCCAAAAUGAUAACGCACAACUCUUUAAGCGUGUACGGUGGCGGCGUUAUGUGUGCUUCGCCCUCGACAGCACCGGGUUUUUUCAAUCCUCGCCCGCAAUCGGGUGCGGAAUUGUCCGCUUUUGAGCUGGGCUUGCCGCGCUCUAUGGCUUUGGGUGUGCCACCGCCCACCGCUUGGCAUGAUCCUAAUUUGGGCGGACAUUUACAUGCCUCAGCUGGGCCUGGAUCUUUAACGAGCACGCAGAAUACAAAUAACGGAUCUGUGGGGACAGGUGGCGGCACAACGCCGUCUAGCGUAACCAGCCAUCAAUCGGUGGGCAUUAAGCAAGAUCUUUCCGGCCUUACGGCUUCCAAUAAUCAACAAACGAACCUGCAACAAAACGCUCAACAUCAUACGAUCAAAGAGGAUCUCUCAAGUAUGUCAAAUGCGAAUGCCGGCGGUCAUCAUACGUCAACAUCGGGUGCCCAUCAAAGUUCACACGGUCAGGAUUUAGGUGGUAUGCUAAAAAACACACAAACGAAUUGUCUGGUAGGAAGUAGUAAUGCGGGCGGUAGCGGUUCGGGUGCGGGGACAAGUGGUGCGGGUGGCGGCGGUGGAGGCGGUGGUGGUAGUUCGACGCCCAGCUCACAAGCGAACAGUUCCCAUUCACAAAGUAGUAAUAGUGGCUCACAAAUCGAUCCCAAACAGAAUAUCGAAUGUGUCGUGUGCGGUGAUAAGAGUUCCGGCAAGCAUUACGGGCAAUUUACCUGCGAAGGCUGCAAAUCAUUUUUCAAACGUUCGGUACGCCGUAAUUUAACAUAUUCGUGUCGGGGGAGCAGAAAUUGCCCGAUAGAUCAGCAUCAUCGCAACCAAUGCCAAUAUUGCCGUCUACGAAAGUGCCUCAAAAUGGGUAUGCGACGUGAAGCUGUUCAGCGUGGUCGCGUGCCGCCCACACAACCCGGCCUAGCGGGUAUGCAUGGCCAAUAUCAAUUAGCCAAUGGUGAUCCUAUGGGUGUGGCCGGCUUCAAUGGUCAUUCUUACCUGAGUUCCUAUAUUUCGUUGCUGUUGCGUGCCGAGCCAUAUCCCACCUCCCGUUACGGUCAGUGCAUGCAACCAAAUAAUAUUAUGGGCAUUGACAAUAUCUGCGAAUUGGCGGCUCGUUUAUUGUUCUCCGCCGUUGAAUGGGCCAAAAAUAUACCUUUCUUUCCCGAACUGCAAGUAACAGAUCAAGUAGCCCUGUUAAGGCUAGUUUGGUCCGAGUUGUUCGUUUUAAAUGCCAGCCAAUGUUCAAUGCCGCUGCAUGUGGCGCCUUUGCUAGCAGCAGCCGGUCUGCAUGCUUCACCUAUGGCGGCAGAUCGGGUAGUGGCCUUCAUGGAUCACAUACGUAUCUUUCAAGAGCAAGUGGAGAAACUGAAAGCUUUGCAUGUCGAUUCGGCCGAGUAUUCGUGUUUGAAAGCUAUAGUGCUAUUCACUACCGGUAAGUUGCUGGAUAUCCUUUUUAAGGACGUGCCAGCACUACUAACAAAAAUCUCUCUAAAAGUAUCUACUCUAAGCAGCGACGAUAUUAUGUUGUUGGUUAAGGAACAUUUAGAUGAAUUUAAUCGUUUGGAAGCAGAGCAGCAACAGCAACAAUUUUCUGCUGCUGCUUUGCAUUUGGCCACCUUUAUGAAAACUGUGGCUGGCGUAGAGACGGUAGCACAAAUUUGUUCUGGUCACAGCAACAGCAGAAAAGAUCACUUUAAUUCUUCUAGUGCUGUUAGCACAAUUUCUACGGGUACCUCCGCCGCCUCGUCUUCGCGAACUUCUGCUAAUACCAGCACAGCCGGUGGUAUCGUGCAUUCAGCUACGAGUGCUUUUAGUACUUGUGCUCCUUCACAUACGAAAAAUGUAAAUCAAGAUGACUUACUUACCGCUUUAUACAACAGUGCAAAUAAUAGUGCAAAUAAUAAUCUAACCAAUAAUAGUAGUGGCUUAGGUAAUUCCGUGAAUUCUCAAACACUUAACGGUAGUAAUUCUCCUCUUCAAUCUAGUAAUCAUGCGGUUACUUCAAUGUCAUGUAACACACCCACUGUUAUGGCUAAUCCGUCAUAUCCGUCGCCGUCUUCCUCUUCCGCCCAACACAGUCAGCAGCAGCAGCAGCAGCAGCAACAGCAACAGCAACAACAACAAGCCGCUGCGGCUGCUGCUGCUAUGUUCUAUCAAACUCCACCACGCGCUGCCUUCGGUACGGCGUUUGACAUGUUCCAUCAUAGCACUCCUUUCGGGGUGAGUCAUGCAGCAGCCGCUGCGGCGGCUGCAGCUCACUCUGGCAGUGGUGCUUCAUUCGGUAGCCCCAGUUACCGCUAUUCGCCUUAUAGUUUCGGCAAUAGAUGGCAAUUAUAAUUUCUAUCUAUCCCCCGUCUUUCUCUCUCUCUCUCUCUCUCUUACUCUUUCUUUCUUUUCCCCUUUUG